UGAACGCGCACUGACCCGGCGCCGCGCGUGCUGCGUGUCAGUAUCUGUGUCUGUGUGUGUCUCACGAGGCUGUUUGAGGAGUUCACCUGGCCGUUGCUGAUGGAAACCAGACAACAAGAUAUGUACUCUAGUGUUCUGAGUGAAGCAGAGGUGGACUGGGGCAGCAUGGGUCCCGGAGAGCAAUGGGUUAACUCAGUCACACACGAGGGAGGGCAGGAUGAAUCACGUAAGUGGACUUCAAAUGAUGGCGACAUGGAUGCCGGUCGCCAAAAUGGGGAAAACCUGACAGAAUGGGGUCAAAUGUCCUCGCCCAGGGAGUUUGGCCAGAGCUCAGCGUCCUGCUCUGACAACUGGCUCAUGUCCACGACUUGGGACAUGCAGCUAGACAGCACAGAGAGAGGACACUUCGGAGCAGGUUUCAUGGAUUCUGAGCCGCUGAAAGAGGCCGAUGAAGACCUGGUGUCAGAGGUCAACCUAACCAACUCCACCAUGACGGAGGAGGAGAGACAAGAGAUUCAGCAAGAACUGGCUAAAUUGGAAGAGGAGAUCGGCACACUGAGGCAGGUUCUGUCGUCCAAAGAGAAUCAGCACGCCGAGCUCAAACAGCAACUGGGCCUCACUCCUUUGAGUGAGCUCCGAAACAACUUCAGCAGAGGCUGGCAUGACAUGCAGAGCUCCACAGCCUACAAGAAGACAACAGAGACACUGUCCACAGCAGGACAGAGAACCUCAGCUGCCUUCAGCACCUUCGGCAACACUAUCACCAGGAGGUUCGGAGACUUGAGCAUGGUUGGUCUAGAGUUACUGUUCCCGCGGAGGUCCAACUCUAUAGGCUACUCUGUCCGACACUCUAUGAGCAUGCCCACCAUGAGAAACUCUCAAAGCUUCAAGUCCUUUGAGGAGAAAGUUGAGAAUACAGUGUCCACUAUCAAGACAAAGGUUGGUGGCACAGGACCCGGCGGCAGCUUUGAAGAAGUCCUCUCAUCUGCAGCAAAUGCCAGCUCUCAGGACACGCCCACUAACAACUUGACAGACAGCUCUGAAAGACCAUGUUAGAGCUGCAUCCCGGACCAAAACUAGGAACUUUAUCACUGCUGGAUCACAGCACUCUUGUCAUAAAUCCACUAAAAGCUCUGACUGAAACUUAAAUUUCUUUUUUUUUUUUUAGAUGUUUUUGGCAGAAAGUCUUUUACUGUAUGUGAUAAAAGUCAUCAAAGACUGACACCGUCAUUAACUCCAGUGGCCUCCGGUGACAACGCCACAUAUUUUGAUAAUUUGAGGUUAAAAGAGAGGAGUGGCUAAAUCUUGAGGGUGCAUUCUCAUUAUGGGGCUGAAGUGACUCGGAUUCGAUUUUUGUGGAAACACACAAUUGUCAAUUCCUAUUUUCAAGGUCAGAUUUGUGUCACUUCAGUAUAUGUUGUUAGACAUGCUGUAUGUUGACAUCAUCGACCUGCGUGGUAGAUCUAAACUAAAUCUCACUCUCAUAUUCUCUGUGAAAGCCUCUGUUUAGUUAAAGUCUGAUAUUAUCUUACAUAUCUCCCACUUAAGUACCAAGUGGUCUCACAAAUAUGACAUCAUUUUCUGCUCAGCACUGGUUUUCCGAUGGAAGACCUUAGUCAUUCAAAGUUCAGUGAUCAAAUCACAGACACAAAUCGAGGUCGUAUUUAUUCCAUCCUUUUGCUUUGUAAGUUUACCCUCGGUGGAAACGGUCAAACUGGAAGAUGUACAACACAUUUGACGGCCACCAUUCUGAACUUAUAUGAAAUCAAAUAUAAGUAUAUAAAGUAUAAAGUAUAUAAAAAUGGAUUUUAACGUUACAUAUUCAGCUUCCUAGUACUUAAAAAAGUACAUAACCCAGGCUGACAUGAUCAACCCAGAACUCCUAAAUGCAUAAAUGAUUUAAGACUAAAACUGCAUGUAGAUAAAUAUGUUUUUGAAGGGUCAAAACAGUCUUAAAACACAUUCAAUUGUACAGUUCUGUGCUCGUCCAUCAGUCCACAACUCAUUUACUGCUUUAUAUAACCCAAAGAAAAUUAACAUUUUGUUGCAAAAACUAGGAAACAUUUGACUUUCUUAGCUUGAAAUGAAUGGAUGAUGAAGUAGUUUAUUUCCUUUCAGUGGACUAAUCAACUAAUGAACUAAUUGUUGCUGCUCAAAAAAAAUAUUUAAUGUUUUUAUCUGACUAAUCUAUCCAUUCUGCAGGUCAAAUUAAACUAUUUAUCAUCACAAUACAUGAUUUAACUAGAUGAAUCUUUUCAAAUGUACUUGUAACAACAACAACUUUCUUUCAAAUGUAACGUUUCUAUUUACAUGCUGCAUCUAACUAAUGUAGUCUAACCUUUAUGUCAUGUACAUAUUAUUACAUUUUGUUCAUGAAUCAGUGUAAUAAUGAAUUAGGUAUAUUACAUAAUCUAGGUUUUCUAAUGACUUUGUACAUAUAAUCAUAUAAUCAAGACUUUGAAAUCUGAUGCUGGAUUUGGAUUAAAAAAAACAUUUGUACACACAACUGAACAACUGGGAAUUAGGACACGUGUCAUGGAAUUAACCUGAAAUUGUGAAGAUAAACUAAGUGUUAGUGCGUCUCCUGCUGCAGAAACCCAGGACAGUAAAUCUGAGUCAUAUUACACGUCGUAAUGGUGUCGUACUGUCUCUGCUGAAACAUAAUCCUCGACUGUAACGUGAGACUGUAAUCCAGAUUGCGCUGUCGCUCCACAAACUUCACUGUGCGGAAUUGACCUGUUGUUGAAGCUGAAAACACUGUGUGGAGUUACUUUGUACUUGAAAACCUUGUCACCACCAAAGAUGCAAACGACACGAAAACACCGGUCGAUCAUGUCUAUGCUGUGUCUUCAUUAUUAUUACCAUGUUUUCUUUCAUGUAGUAAAGACUGAACUGUUGAAAUGA
This is a messenger RNA of Solea solea (common sole), 2904 nucleotides long. RefSeq names its product tpd52 like 1 (gene tpd52l1). Gene Ontology annotation, biological process: positive regulation of MAP kinase activity; positive regulation of apoptotic signaling pathway. Lineage: Eukaryota; Metazoa; Chordata; Actinopteri; Pleuronectiformes; Soleidae. The record is from RefSeq and is a predicted model, not a curated record. Gene Ontology annotation, cellular component: cytoplasm. The transcript is spliced from 12 exons. The coding region runs from base 100 to 1056 and encodes 318 amino acids.